Molecule: messenger RNA, 1374 nt
Organism: Naegleria lovaniensis
Lineage: Eukaryota; Heterolobosea; Eutetramitea; Acrasida; Naegleriidae
Exons: 1
Coding region: 1-1374 (457 amino acids)
Source: RefSeq, a predicted model, not a curated record
AUGUUGCGCUCAUUACGAACGUGUUUAUUAUGGCCACAAAAGUCCAACACUCUUUCAUCUUCCACUUGGCUGCUGUUGGCUCGGAAUGGGAGCAAUCACAUCAAUGGUUUGAAAAAAUCUUCCUUUCAUUCUUCACUCCUCAAUUCUUCAGAACAACAAUCAUCACAGCACUCGGAUCCUAACUAUGAUUCAAAAAAACAAUUUUAUGAACAAUCUCGAUCUGUUCUCUCCGUCUUUCUUGAAUACAAACAAUUCCUCAUUGGCUCCACCUUUCACUUCUUUGGUGAUUUUAUCAAAUACAGAGAAAUGAGAAAAGAAAUUUCAUAUCGACCUUUCCGAGUAGCUUCUAGAAAGGAACUUUUAUUUAUGAACGGAUUUAGAUUUGAUUGUGUGAAAUUAUUAAUUCCAACUGGACUUAUUUUGCUCUUGUAUCCCAAGUUAUUGUUGGCUUAUUUACCCUUGUGUUAUUAUUACCCAAGUAUUAGACCCUCGUACUAUCAAAGCGAAAAAUUAAAAAAAGCUAUUAGAGAUAAUUCACACCAAAUGAGAAAGGAGCAACGCGAUGUGAUUAUUCAAGAAGUGUUGAGACAGGUAUCUUUACUUUCUUUUGGAAGUAAUAACUCAAAGGCAUUGCAGAAUGGUGAUGAAUCCGAGAAAAUUCUCAACGACCAAAUAUCACUCUUGCUAUCAGUCAUUCAAAAAAUUAAUGCUCUCAAAUCUCAUCCGUUGCCACUUAAGAUUUUACCAAAUUUGGAUACACUAUUGAAAGAACUAAAGCAAUUAGAUCAAUCAGAAUUGUUCACACAACAUUUGACGAUUGACAAAUUGUCAGACAACAUCAUUGAUAGCUUGUGUAGAUAUAGCUUUGUUGCUCGUUUGAUUUUUAACGGAAUUAGUGGAGUGUUCAAAUUGACAAAUAGUGGUUCUAUCAUCGGGAGUAGAUCUGGAGGAUUGGAAUCAGGAAUGCAUUCUCUCAAGUACAUGAUGAACCAUCUAUUCAUGGGAGCGUCUGCAACAAGCAUUGAAUUUAUUCGAAGCAUGUUGCCCCAGCGAUACAAACGUAAAUUGUUGAAAUAUUAUGUACAUCUUAUUCGUGAAGAUGACAUGUUCAUUCAUCAAGUAUUAGAUACCAUGAGCAUUAAGGAAUUAAUUGAGGCAAGUUAUGUACGAGGCUUUGUUCAUGAGUGGAAAUACAAAUUCAGUGGUGAAGAAGGAAAGGGCAGUUCUUUGGAUCAAUCCUCAUCGACUCAUGAUAUCAAGGUCAAUCACAGAGCCGUUCUAGUAUCGUAUUUAAAGUUGUGGUGUGCGUUUAGCUCACACGUUCAGAAUGACAAUUUACUGUUGCUUGUGACGGUUUUGUUAUUCGUUCAUUGA